GGAGGGAACGAGCCGGAACAGCUUACCCGGACCGGCGCCGCCAUGCACCGCCCGGGACUGGCCUGCUGCAUGGUGCUGUUGGUCCUGGGACUCUGCGGCGCGCACUCGCGCAACGUGCUGCUGAUAGUUGCGGAUGAUGGAGGCUUUGAGAGCGGUGUAUACAACAACACCGCCAUUGCCACCCCUCACCUGGAUGCCCUGGCCCGCCACAGCCUUAUCUUCCGAAACGCCUUCACGUCCGUCAGCAGCUGUUCCCCGAGCCGUGCCAGCCUCCUCACCGGCCUGCCCCAGCAUCAGAAUGGCAUGUAUGGGCUGCACCAAGAUGUGCAUCACUUCAACUCUUUCGACAAGGUACAGAGCCUACCGCUGCUGCUCAGCCGGGCUGGAGUGUGCACAGGCAUCAUUGGGAAGAAGCACGUGGGUCCGGAGACGGUUUAUCCCUUCGACUUUGCGUUCACAGAGGAGAACAGCUCCGUGAUGCAGGUGGGGCGGAACAUCACUAGAAUUAAGCAACUGGUCCGGAAAUUUCUGCACACUCGGGAUGACAGGCCCUUCUUCCUCUAUGUGGCUUUCCAUGACCCCCAUCGCUGUGGGCACUCCCAGCCCCAGUACGGAACCUUCUGUGAGAAGUUUGGGAACGGGGAGAGCGGCAUGGGGCGCAUUCCAGACUGGACACCCCGGAUGUACGACCCUCAGGACGUGAAGGUGCCCUACUUUGUCCCGGACACGCCGGCAGCCCGAGCUGACCUGGCCGCUCAGUACACCACCAUCGGGAGGAUGGACCAAGGGGUAGGACUGGUGCUCCAGGAGCUGCGAGGUGCUGGUGUGCUGAACGAUACCCUCAUCAUCUUCACAUCUGACAACGGGAUCCCCUUCCCCAGUGGCAGGACCAACCUGUACUGGCCUGGCACAGCCGAACCUUUGUUGGUGUCAUCCCCAGAGCACCCACAACGCUGGGGCCAGGUCAGCGAUGCCUACGUGAGCCUUCUAGACCUCACCCCCACCAUCCUGGACUGGUUUUCCAUUCCGUACCCCAGCUACUCCAUCUUCGGCUCAAAGAUGAUCCGGCUCACAGGCCGAUCCCUCCUGCCGGCGCUGGAGGCGGAGCCCCUUUGGGCCACUGUCUUCAGCAGCCAGAGCCAGCACGAGGUCACCAUGUCCUACCCCAUGCGCUCCGUGUACCACCAGAACUUCCGCCUCAUUCACAACCUCAGCUUCAAGAUGCCGUUUCCCAUCGACCAAGACUUCUAUGUCUCGCCGACCUUCCAGGACCUCCUGAACCGCACCACGGCGGGGCUGCCCACGGGCUGGUACAAAGAUCUCCACCGUUACUACUACCGGGAGCGCUGGGAACUCUACGACGUCAGCCGGGACCCUCGAGAGACACGGAACCUGGCCGCUGACCCAGACUUCGCUCAAGUGCUGGACAUGCUGAGAGCUCAGCUUGUCAAAUGGCAGUGGGAGACGCAUGACCCCUGGGUGUGCGCCCCCGAUGGGGUCCUGGAAGAAAAGCUCACACCUCAGUGCCGACCUCUUCACAAUGAGCUCUGACAGUCCCCGGGGCGCCUGCCGGCCCACCUGGACAUGAUGGGAGGAGCAAUGGUGGCAGUGCCAGCAGCCCCACCCUCUACACACCCAUCCCAGGAGGCUCCCUCUACCAAAUGGGAAGUCACCCCUGCCUCCUGUAAAGGACACUCAAGCAUGCACUCUCGCUGCUAUACCAAGGACACUGCUGUCCUCAUGUCUGCAUGUCCUGGCUAGGGAGUUCUAGGGGAACUUGGGCGUGGCAGAACCCCAAGUUCUGAUAGGUGAGUUUGGAGAUCUGCAGAUGGAAGGGUAGGAUCUGGGCUUUGAAGCCCUCUAGUUUUGGGAAUCCAUGGAUGUUUUCAGGCACUUCACAGGCUUCUGGUUGCCACAUGGGCAGGGGGCACACCGCACUGACUACUUCAACCGACCUUGGCCUGGAGGGAGCAUUCAGUAGGCCUUGAGCUUGCUUCUGCCUCCAUGAGGUACACAGUACAGGCUUAGCCAGGUACAGGCUUAGCCAGGAUCUGUGCUGGUUCUCAGAGGGGUGAGCCUGUGGUCUCUCUGGGCUCAGUGUGUCCUUUCUGAGGGUAACUGAGGAGGACUGGGUGUGACAGUGCUCUCUCUCCCUCUCCCUCUCCUGCCUUUCAUUCUGAGUGACACGAAGCACCUGGCUCCAGCUUUUCCCUUCCUUCACUUACCAAGGGACAGAAGCACAGCCUAGAAAUCUAGAAAGAGGGGAUCUGUCCCUUCUGCCUCUCUGUCAGUUCCGUCUUGGGAGGGAAUGAGAGUCAUGAGCCCCAGCAACGGAAAACCUUUUUACAACAGUAUAAUCAUUCCCAGAACUUCACAGUAGCACACUGGAGACACAAACACCCUGUCAAAAUGACUCCGUUUAUGGUUAGGUGAUGGCUUCACCCACGUGUGGUGUGAUGCACCCCGAGAAGGACCAGGGCUCAUGUCAGUCUGAGAGAGAGAGAGUUCUUUGCUCAUAGAGGGUCUGCUGGCUCCAGGAUAUGUACAAACCAAAGCAACCAGGUGUUCGGGGCUGGGCACAGAGGCAGUGAGUCAAAGAGCCACUCAAGUCUGUCCACUACAACAAUGUGGUUUGCAGGUGUCUGUGGCAGCACUUGGCUGUUAGCAGCUGAGUCAGCCACGCCCAUGGCGCCCCAGAGUCAGUGCCCCCGCCCUGGGCAGGGAGGACUGCUCCAGUGAGUUUCCAAGGUUCAUUUGACAUCAGAACCUUAAAGGAGGGAACAGACUCACACUUUUUUUUUUGGUUGUUUUGUUUUUUCAAGACAGGGUUUCUCUGUGUAGCCCUGGCUGUCCUGGAACUCACUCUGUAGACCAGGCUGGCCUCGAACUCAGAAAUCCACCUGCCUCUGCCUCCCAGAGUGCUGGGAUUACAGGCGUGCGCCAACACUGCCCAGCUAGGGGACAGACUCACAAAGCUAUUCCUGGUAUCACAGGAGGUUGGGGCGCUGGGCUGAGCAGGUCUCAGGAAGCAGUCCCACAUGGCAGAAUAUUCUCCGCCCUCCAUCGGCCCAGGCCAUGCCGUGCGAAGGUGACUUCAUCAAUUACACCUUGAUUUCUGUGAGCACCCGAGGUCAGACCCCGACCAGAGAAGGAAGCAGGGUUGUUUGCUGACAGCAUCAACAGACACAUGGAGGUCCUCACAGUCCCAAGCCAGGUCUGGGCUUCAGCAGGUGUUCUCUGUCCACACCACCUUCUUCUGCUCAUCUGCAAUGGCCAGGCGCACACAGCUGAGCAGGCUGUCCGGGUCACUCCAGCUGUCGGGGGCCAGGCUGCUGUACAGACACGGCACUCUGUCCAGGUCCCCCUCCUCCUGCCGGGCCACCUCCAGGAACUGCUCCUCCGAGCUGCCGAGUCGAUGCAGGCACUUCCUGCAAAGCAGAGACGGUCAGCUCGAGAACAGCAAGGUAGCCAGGAAAGGACACAGUUGGCUUUCCAGUACAGAGCACAGUAGGCACCCAGGCUGUAGAGGACUCAGCCUGCAUGCACCCUUGGGCACGAGCGAGCAUGGGGCUCCUAUCCAGGGAAGGUCCUGAAGAAGGUAGGACUCAGCUGCGGCUGCUGGCGGCAUUCCCUGAUGGGGUGAGCAGAGCAAACUUCACAUCCCAAAGGACACGGGCGGCGGCGGGAUGUUUGUCCCAGACAGACGCCAAGUGAUGGGGUGGGACUAAGCUUCUUGACCUCGGGCACUGUGCAGCUUUAGUGUAACGGGUAGGUGACAGGUUCACUCCUGAGAGAGCAAGCUAGACCUCUGGCCUGAGGUUACAAGGACACAACUGGGACUGGAACUUAGAGAGCUCCAGUGUGUUCUGGGGGCACACGAGAAGCUUUCCCAGAGCACAGGCACCUGCUAAAGACCCUGCUGCCCAGCUCCGCUGACCACCUGCUGCCCAGCCCUCACCGACAACUACCUGAGUUUCUUGGCCGUCUUCUCGUUGACAGACACAUGGAUGAUGAUGGGGAAAAUGUCCAUGCUGUGUAGGAUGCGGACGCUGUCCAGCCGGACGUCCAGCAGGGCGUGGGUGCUCUUUGGGAGGGCAUAGAGAAGCAAGUCAGGCCCCCGGGCCUGGAGUGGGGGUGGGGUGGGGAGGGGCCUGUGCAGCAGUGAACGGGGCUGUGUGGGAGAGGCCCAGACAGAGGCGGCGUGCUAUGCACCAGGGCGCCUGCUGUAGCCUUAAAGGGGGAAACCCAUUUGAUUCGUUCCUGGGGAAGCCUGGAUCUGCAAGCCUUUGCAUUGUGGUAGAUUUUGCAUGGAGUACAAACCUUAAGGAUCAGACAA
Apodemus sylvaticus (European woodmouse) is the source of this 4336-nucleotide messenger RNA. It is a transcript of the gene Sgsh, whose product is annotated as N-sulfoglucosamine sulfohydrolase. The record is from RefSeq and is a predicted model, not a curated record. Gene Ontology annotation, biological process: heparan sulfate proteoglycan catabolic process; glycosaminoglycan catabolic process. NCBI's taxonomy places the organism in Eukaryota, Metazoa, Chordata, Mammalia, Rodentia, Muridae. The transcript is spliced from 8 exons. Gene Ontology annotation, molecular function: N-sulfoglucosamine sulfohydrolase activity. The coding region runs from base 43 to 1551 and encodes 502 amino acids.